AUGGCGCGGCCAGGGGAGGGCACCGGGCGUGGCGAGGAGGCCGGACGAGGGCGGCCGCGGGCGUGUGGAGGCGGGAUGACGGGGCGGCGCGCAACAACUGCGGGCGGCAGGGGAGAAUGCGUGCGUGUCACAACAGCGAGCGAGGUGAGGCGUGUGCGGGCAGAGCGGCCUCAGCAGCACGACACACGGGAAGGAAGGAGGAGGCCGGUGCGCGCGGGCAGCAAUGGAGAUGGACGUAGUGACCACAGGGGGUCGGAGACGGCGCAAGUGCAUUCAUUCUACAGGGGAGAGGAGAGGAGUGGAGAACGCGGCUCACAUCGGAGCCGUAGGGAGGUGGCAGCGAGCUCAAGGGAGGCUCGGGGUGGCCGGCGAUGGAGAGGUGGGGCGGGGCGGUCCGGCGAGGGCAGCUCGAGGCGGCGGCGAUCCGAUGACGGGGUCCGGCGCGUCGAGGCGGCGGGCCGCGGUGACGGCGGGACGGAGCAGGUGGCGGGGCGCCGGAUAUGGUGCAGUUUAGCAAUGGCCUCAGCACGUAACAAGCGACCUAGAGCCCCAGCCAUCCUUCUACUAUUGGCAUUGCUGCAGCUCUAUUUGGGUGGUAGCAAAAUCAAUUGUGCAACGCUUCCUGAUAACAACACUGAUGUGCUCUGGCUGCCAACUUUCAGGCAUGGGAUCAGUUCUGAUCCCUCCGGAUGGUUCAGCUCUUGGAACUCUAGCGCUAACCACUGUCUAUGGCGCGUGGUGGUGCUUGAACACUUUGGACUAAACCUGGCCGGCCAAAUCAGCUCCUCCAUUGGGAACCUUACGUUCCUCAGAACCGUGAACCAAUCCACGAAUGGCUUCUCUGGCCGGUUACCUCCUAUGAACCAUCUGCAAAAACUCGAAGUCCUUGACCUGAGCGUCAACCGGUUGCAUGAUAGUAUCUCAGAUGCAAUUAUCAACUGCUCCAGCUUAAGGGAAAUCGAUCUUAAUACAAACUUCCUAGUAGGCGAAAUUCCUCCAAAAGUAGGCCUCCUCUCCAAUCUCUCACUUUUGCGACUUUGCUGGAAUAAUCUCACCGGGAUCAUCCCGCCAAUCCUCGGCAACAUCACAAGCAUACAAAGACUUGGCCUUGCGUACAAUAAUCUAACUGGACGUAUUCCUAAUGAGUUUGGGAAACUGACAAAUGUGUGGAGGUUGAACCUAGGGGGAAAUAGGUUGUUAGUUGGAUUCCCUUGGUUUCUCUUCAAUCUUUCUAAAUCUCUUCAAAUAUUAGGCUUGGAGUCAAAUAUGCUAAACAAUACACUACCACCUACCAUAGGCAACGACCUACCAAAUCUCCAAGAGCUUUACUUGAAUAGCAACAUGUUUGAAGGUCAAAUACCGGCUUCACUAGGCAAUGCUACAUGGCUGCAAACGCUAGAAUUAGGAAAUAACAAUUUCACUGGUGAAAUUACAAGCUCUUUAGGCAAACUUUCAAAACUUCAUUUAUUAUACCUUGGGUUUAACAAUCUUGAAGCUAUUGAAAGCCAAAUCUGGGAAUUCUUUAGCGCGUUAACAAACUGCACUAGUCUCGAAGCACUGUCGCUAUAUGAAAAUCAGCUACAUGGAGCUAUACCGAAUAUGAUAGGUAACUUCUCCCGUAGCCUCACUAAAUUAUAUCUUGGUCGAAACAAUCUUUUGGGGAAGUUGCCCCCAAGCAUAGGGAAUCUUGGAAGCUUGUUUUCUCUAGUACUUGAAGAUAACAAUUUAACAGGUACGAUUGCACAAUGGAUUGGGAAGCUAACACAGUUACAAAUUCUUUCCCUCCAAGCGAACAGCUUCAUUGGGACAUUGCCAUCAUCCCUUGGCCAGCUUACUCAGUUGACAUAUCUCGAUCUAGGAAACAAUAAACUUGGAGGCCCUAUACCACCCGCCUUAGGGAACUUGAAACAACUCUCGCUUUUAGACCUUGGUCAGAACAAUCUUGAGGGUAACAUACCUAUUCAGGUUGGUAGCCUUACAUCACUUUACAAACUAGAUCUUUCGUCAAACAAUCUUACUAGUAAAAUUUACUGA
Molecule: messenger RNA, 2034 nt
Organism: Triticum aestivum (bread wheat)
Lineage: Eukaryota; Viridiplantae; Streptophyta; Magnoliopsida; Poales; Poaceae
Product: LRR receptor-like serine/threonine-protein kinase EFR
Exons: 2
Coding region: 1-2034 (677 amino acids)
Molecular function (GO): protein binding
Source: RefSeq, a predicted model, not a curated record